UUUAGAAAAUAAACUGUGCAAUCUCUUAAUUUAUUAUCAUAGGCUAAGAUGAAUAAUGUAAAUUGAAUAUAAGGAUGAAAUAUUGAUAUUUAAAAUAAGGAUAAUUAAAUCACUGUAAAAUUUGCAAUCACCAUUAAUGUGGCAAAUGUACUCAUUAGUAUACAUUAUGUGAUCACCGUGUUUAUAUCGCGAGAAAAGGUUUUGAACACGAAUUAUUUAGCAAUAAAAGUGGUGAGGACCAAGGAGAAAGGUACAAUAAUGUUGGAGAGCAAUAAAGUUAGUUGUAAAGGUGUGAAAAUGUAUCCAGGCCGUCACUAUCAGCGCCUACGUCCGCUCGCGCGUAAAUUGACUCAUCACCAUUGAGGAAAAUCAUAAUAAACAAUGUUCAUCACUAAAGUGGAGCGGCUCAUUCCAGUACUAAUGCCCGUUGCUUAAUGACGUGAUAAUAGUGGUCAGUGAAGUUGGGAACAAAAUGGGGGCUUUGGUGAAUGUGUCUGUGACGAAGAAUGACAGUAUGCUGGGCCUGGACGAGUAUGAGUCUGAUGAGGCCCUGGCAGCAGUGGAACUGUUCAUUGGCUAUCCAGAUGCCCUGCUGACCUUCGCAUCGCUGUGCUGCAUGCUGUUCAUGGUGGUUGGUGUCCCGGGGAACCUGAUCACUAUCAUCGCGCUGGCUCGCUGUAAAAAGGUUCGGAAUGCAACAGCAAUAUUUAUUAUCAGUCUGUCUCUCUCGGAUCUUCUGUUUUGCUGCUUCAAUCUGCCGCUGGCUGCAUCCACCUUCUGGAACCAAUCUUGGAGACAUGGGAAAACUCUAUGUCGCAUGUUCCCGCUGACGAAAUAUGCACUGGUCGCCAUUUCACUCUUCACGGUCUUGGCCAUCACGAUCAACAGAUACAUCAUGAUUGCUUGGCCUAGAUUAUAUCCGAAGUUGUACAGCAAACCAUAUCUAGCGACCAUGAUCGCCACCAUAUGGGUAUUCUGCUUCGCGGUUCUAGUUCCAACAUGGCAAGAGAAGUGGGGCCGCUUCAGCCUGAACCCUAUGGUUGGUUCAUGCACCAUCAUCCCAGAUGUAAACUACAAUUCACCAAAAAAGGCGAUGUUUAUCGGAGCCUUUUUACUACCAGGGAUUGCUAUUAUAGUCUGCUAUACUCGGAUAUUUUUGAUAGUGAAGAAAAUCGCAAAAAGAUCAAGACGACCAAUACGCAUACGAAGACCAAAAACUGAAAUUGUUGCUGGAACUUCUACUGAUUUUGAAUCAACUACACUUCCGAGCCAAACUACUGAGACUUCCUCACCUCCUCAACGCAAUACUUGCCAUGCUUUCAAUUGUCUCAUGCCAGAAAUAUCCUCUAACUCUGGGUUGGACUAUUCCACAACAGAAGAUCGAGAUAAGAAAAUAACAGAUAGUAAUAAAUGUCUAUCAAGAAGUAAUAUAGCACUACAGAAAAUUCGAAUGGCAUGUACUCCUGCGCCCAGACAGCCGAGAGCCCCAAAACUGCUUCCAUCUAAGAAAGACAAAAAGCUUCGUACUCUGAUCAUGGCAAUAGUUCUCUCAUUUGCCAUCUGCUACCUGCCUAUAUCGAUUACAAAGAUUUUCCUAGAGUUCACAUUUCACCCUAUUGUCAAAAUUAUCAGCUACAUUCUCCUAUACCUGACCAAUUGCAUCAAUCCCAUCAUAUACGUAGUGAUGUCGGUGGAAUACCGGCAGGCCUACAAGAACUUGAUCACUUGUCGCAGUGAUCAAGAUUUCCCCGAAUCGUCGAUACUCAGGAGAAUAGCUAGCUCGAAGACAUUUUCGGCCGUUCGUAUGUCGAGAAGAAAACCAAACACAGUAAAUAACCCAACGCCUACGUAAGAAUAUGAAUAAGUGUUUAUUUGUGUGUGACUCAAUUGAAUCCGCGUCAUUUGUGGAAAAGUGAGAACCGUCCGUGUUUCGUGUAAAGUGAAGGAAAUAAAGUAACUGGUAAUGAUGACGAUGAGUGAUGAACGAAAAUGAUGACUGGAGUAUUUGUAAAUAUUAGAUUAAUAAAUUAUAUGAAGUUGUAAAUGCAAUGCAUACCAGCUACUCGUAUUUUAAAGAAAUUGUUUGUAUCGUCAAAGUGAAAUUUUUAAUGACAGCAAUUCAAGAAAUAGUUUUCUUCUGUGUUUACUUGUUUAACUCCUACAAACAAUACGUUCAGUUUUAAAAAGACAGAUGCAAAAGAUAUUUUAUAAAUUGGCCUAUUCUAACGCUAGACUAUCUAUGUUCUUAAGAAUGAUAUUGGUCAUAAUGAACAUUAUCUGAAGAGCACUCAAUACCCAAAAGUAUAUAAAAAGCAUAACAAUAUCAGUCUUGUAAUGUCGUCUCUAUUAUAGAGACAUAAAUAAAAUUUUUUGAGACAGUAAAACGGUAGGGCUUUCAAAGGGAAGUUCAGCCUUGAAAUUUAUUUUAAAAUUAUAAACUCGACUGAACCCCAUGUUAUAAACAAAAUUAAUAACUGAUUACAAUUAUACUUUUAUAAUAAGCUAAAUGAAAAUUAUAUUUAUUAAAUGAUGAAUGAAUAAAAUCCUAAUAUUAAUCAUUAGUGUGCCAUAACUUGUUUUGCUAUAAAGUUUCACAUAAGUAUAAAUAUUAUAUAACGAUACUCUUUUCGCAUAUAAGCUAAAUGUUUCGUACAAAGUGUACAAUAUCAAUGUGUGAUAUUAUGGUAAAUAAGGUGAUUGUCAAAGACAUAGAGUUUCGAAUGCUGUAUUGAAUCGAAGAAGGUGCUGAGGUAAUAUUGCACGAAAACCCUACCAAUGAAUGAAGUCUUGUUGAAAUGUAAAUAGUUCCAUAUACUGCAGACUUAAUUAUAUUGUGUGAUUUGAAAAGUUAGUUGACAAAAACCAAGCACGCUUUGGUUAGUGUGUUAUUUUUAUGAUGGUAUUUAUUCUUCCGUUAAAAGAUACUUUUUCAAAAGUGUUUUAAGGUAAAGCUUUGUUUGUACUUUAUUAGUCACAUUCAGAAUUAAGUUAAGUAUGUCAUUGAGAUAAAAAUGGCAGGCUAUAAUAAUAUAAUUUAAUUAUAACAAAAGGUUUAUACAAAUUAGAACUGACAUAAGAUAACCAACCCGUGCUCGGUUUGAUUACCAUUCCAGAUUUGUCACUUGAUAUAAUAAGGAUUUGAUAUGUAAUAAUAAUUUAUGAAUAGGUGUUUUGUACGAUACUGUAUUGAAUAUACCUAAGAAUAUAAGGAUUACCGAAGUUUUCCAAAGAUAUUUAAAUGUAAGUCAUGAAUAGAUAGGAAUUACAACCGAUAUACUCAAUCUUUAUUUUAACAAAUUAUGACAAUUUGUAUUUUGAAGACUAAAUGCUUGAUAAUUAUAAUUUAUUCUGAAGUUCUCAAACAUAGAUAAGUAUAUGCAUAAGGUACAUAACACAGUAAGGCGAUACGAUUAUAAUAAGAUAACUUUUUCAGAAUGGCACAGUAUUACUAUGAUAAUAGUCUCAAUGUUUCCUUCCCAAUGAAGUAACGAAUAAGAUGAUUACAAUAUUUAUUACCUAAUAAAUAAUUAAGAAUACUGAGUAUAACUGAUACUAAGGCUUAAUGUUGUUGGUAAAUUAAGUACAUUUUCCACCUAUGUUCAACCACCUUAAAGUUCUUUUAACCAAGUUGAAGUUCAAUAUAAUAUGUCCCCAAGUUGAGAUGGAUCGACGCGACGUGUAGUUACCAUCUAAAACCGUACUUUCAACAAAAAAAUUUCUUUACAAGGAUUACAGAGUUGUGUAGUUUUUACUUCAUUGGGAAAAACUUGUUAGUUGAAGUUUCUCCCUACGUGAUGAAUAAACAGUCAAUCUUAUCACCCCUUGGCCUGAAUAUUGUACUAAACAAUCAUGAAAGAUGUUACGAUAGACACGAACCAAAGACCAAUCUCCCGGGGCCACCCAACCCUACGCCAUUGUACUUACCAAAGAUGUAAUUAAAAUAAAUUGAAAAGUUCAACUUAA
This is a messenger RNA of Ostrinia nubilalis (European corn borer), 3963 nucleotides long. Its product is annotated as G-protein coupled receptor moody-like. The record is from RefSeq and is a predicted model, not a curated record. The transcript is spliced from 3 exons. Bases 473 to 1852 code for a protein of 459 amino acids. Gene Ontology annotation, molecular function: G protein-coupled receptor activity. NCBI's taxonomy places the organism in Eukaryota, Metazoa, Arthropoda, Insecta, Lepidoptera, Crambidae. Gene Ontology annotation, cellular component: membrane. Gene Ontology annotation, biological process: G protein-coupled receptor signaling pathway.